Molecule: messenger RNA, 1716 nt
Organism: Malania oleifera
Lineage: Eukaryota; Viridiplantae; Streptophyta; Magnoliopsida; Santalales; Ximeniaceae
Product: lysophospholipid acyltransferase LPEAT1
Exons: 8
Coding region: 244-1512 (422 amino acids)
Biological process (GO): phospholipid metabolic process
Cellular component (GO): endoplasmic reticulum
Molecular function (GO): lysophosphatidylethanolamine acyltransferase activity
Source: RefSeq, a predicted model, not a curated record
UCUCGGAUUACGAAAACACCCCCGUCUCGAUGCACCCGAUCGCAAGGAAUACUUUCUUCCCUCAAAUCGGUGGGCGCGUUUUAAGACGUCCCUGGUGCAUAGGCACGGACGAAGCCUCUAUCCCCAUCCUUCGCGAAACCAUGGGGAUACGGAUGCCUUCUCAGAUCUACUUCCAUUACUUGAUAUCUUCAACGAUGGCGAUCUGAUAGAGACAACAAUCUCCUGCGAAUUUAGGGUUUUUCCAUGGAGACUGAGCUCAAAGAGUUAGAUUCAGAACUCCAAACCACCACCACCACCACCACCACCAACGCCAUCAACAGCAGCAGCAGCAACAACAACAACAAGAAGAAUGGUUGCGAUGACAAUAACAGGCCCGCGGCAAUCGACGAGUCUUCGGCCAAGGACGACCGGCCUCUCCUCAGGUCCGAAUCGCCGGUGAAGGCCCGGGCCUCGCAGGAGGCGGGGAGCAUCCAAGAAAUGGAGAAGAAAUUCGCCGCCUUCGUCCGCAGAGACGUGUACGGCGUCAUGGGGGGCGGCGACCUGCCGUUGCGGGAGAAGGUUCUUGUCGGAAUAGGUCUCGUGAUUCUCGUCCCAAUCCGAUUGGUGGUCGCCCUCACUAUCCUGGUGCUGUACUACUUGAUUUGCCGGCUGUGCACCCUGUGCUCGGUUCCGUAUCGGGAGGACGGGGACGAGCAGCAGGAGGACUAUGCGCACUUGGGCGGGUGGAGAAGGGCGGUGAUUGUUCAGUCCGGGAGGUUUCUUUCUAGGGCUAUGCUCUUCACUCUAGGGUUCUAUUGGAUACGCCGCACCUGUAGUCCCGAGGAACUGAUCGCGGAGGAUGAGAGUAAAGGUAACUCUGAAGAAUCUGAAAGACCUGGGGCAAUUAUAUCUAACCAUGUAUCUCAUUUGGAUAUUUUGUACCACAUGUCGUCCUCUUUCCCAAGCUUUGUUGCUAAGAGAUCAGUGGCUAAGCUUCCUUUAGUUGGCCUAAUCAGCAAAUGCCUUGGUUGUGUGUAUGUCCAGCGAGAGUCAAAAUCAUCUGACUUUAAGGGUGUCUCAGGUGUUGUGACUGAGAGAGUUAAAGAAGCUCAUCAAAAUAAGUUUGCUCCAAUGAUGAUGCUCUUUCCAGAAGGAACAACUACAAAUGGCAACUUCCUCCUUCCAUUUAAGACUGGUGCAUUUUUAUCAAAGGUUCCAGUGCUUCCAGUAAUUUUAAGAUAUCCUUACCAGAGAUUUAGUCCUGCCUGGGACUCCAUUUCUGGGGUACGCCACGUUAUCCUUCUUUUAUGUCAAUUUGUAAAUUACAUGGAGGUGAGACAAUUACCUGUCUACCAUCCUUCACAGCAAGAAAAGGAUGACCCAAAACUUUAUGCCAAUAAUGUUAGAAGGUUGAUGGCUAGUGAGGGUAAUCUGAUAUUAUCAGAUAUUGGACUGGCUGAGAAGCGAGUAUAUCAUGCUGCCCUCAAUGGUAAUAAUAGCCUGCCUACUGUUUUGCAUCAGAAAGACGAUUGAUAAUAUCAUGGCCUUGCCCCCCAAAUGAUAUCUAGUCUCAGUUGGGUUUCUUAGUUUCUGUUGUGUUCUUUGCCCUUGAAUGCACAGCCAGAGACAUUGAUGUCAUAUCAUGGGUCUUGUAAUUCUCUUAUCAUAAUUAUAAAAGUGGCAAUUUAAUGCAGUGCUUUGAUGUGCUCCUGGAUUCUGAAGAGCAUUCAAUCAAAA